UUUUUUUUUUUCCUUUUAAUAAGCAUACAACAUGUCAUCAAGUUCAUCAAAUCAAGUGGAGCAAGAUCCAAAAACAAAAGCUUUAAAUAAUUAUAGAAGAAGACUCUUGGAACAUCGUGAAUUAGAUGCCAAGCUUAAAGAAAUGCGUCUCGGUUUAAGAACACUCGAUAAAGAAUAUGACAAAUCUGAAGAUGAUAUUAAAGCAUUACAAAGUGUUGGUCAAGUCAUUGGUGAAGUUUUAAAGCAAUUGGAUGAUGAACGCUUUAUUGUAAAGAAUACAAGCGGACCUCGUUAUGUUGUAGGAUGUCGUAAUACUGUAGAUAAAGAAAAGUUAAAACAAGGUGCUCGUGUAGCUCUUGAUAUGACAACUUUAACUAUUAUGCGUAUUUUACCUCGUGAAGUAGAUCCUCUAGUUUAUAAUAUGUCAAUUGAAGAUCCUGGCGAUGUCAGUUUUGCAGGAAUUGGUGGUCUCUCCGAACAAAUUCGUGAACUUCGAGAAGUUAUUGAAUUACCUUUAAUGAAUCCUGAAUUAUUUUUACGUGUUGGUGUCAAACCACCUAAAGGUGUUUUAUUAUAUGGUCCACCAGGUACAGGUAAAACUUUAUUGGCAAAGGCAGUUGCCAGCACACUCCAAGUCAAUUUCUUAAAAGUAGUUUCAAGUGCUAUUGUGGAUAAAUAUAUCGGUGAAAGUGCUAGAUUAAUUAGAGAAAUGUUUGGCUAUGCUAAAGAGCAUGAACCAUGUAUUAUCUUUAUGGAUGAAAUUGAUGCUAUUGGUGGUCGUCGUUUCUCAGAAGGUACAUCUGCUGAUCGUGAAAUUCAACGUACUUUAAUGGAAUUAUUAAAUCAAAUGGAUGGUUUCGAUUAUCUUGGACAAACAAAACUUAUCAUGGCUACAAAUCGACCUGAUACACUUGAUCCUGCAUUACUUCGACCUGGUCGUCUUGACAGAAAGAUUGAAAUUCCUUUACCUAAUGAACAAGGUCGUUUAGAAAUCUUGAAAAUUCACGCUGGCCAUAUUGCAAAACAUGGUGAUAUAGAUUAUGAAGCCAUUGUUAAACUUUCAGAUGGUUUUAAUGGCGCUGAUUUAAGAAAUGUCUGUACAGAGGCUGGUAUGUUUGCUAUUAGAGAAGAACGUGAUUAUUGUAUCCAAGAAGAUUUUAUGAAAGCUGUAAGAAAAGUGGCAGAAGCAAAGAAGUUGGAAACUAAAUUAGAUUAUGAAAAGAUUUAAAUAGUAAAUAAAGUAUAUAAUAUUAAGAAUGAAUGAUAUCAAAGAUAAA
Molecule: messenger RNA, 1277 nt
Organism: Cokeromyces recurvatus
Lineage: Eukaryota; Fungi; Mucoromycota; Mucoromycetes; Mucorales; Mucoraceae
Product: 26S protease regulatory subunit 10B
Exons: 4
Coding region: 32-1228 (398 amino acids)
Biological process (GO): positive regulation of RNA polymerase II transcription preinitiation complex assembly
Cellular component (GO): proteasome regulatory particle, base subcomplex; cytosolic proteasome complex
Molecular function (GO): proteasome-activating activity; ATP hydrolysis activity; ATP binding
Source: RefSeq, a predicted model, not a curated record